Erpetoichthys calabaricus (reedfish) is the source of this 3395-nucleotide messenger RNA. It is a transcript of the gene taf6l, whose product is annotated as TAF6-like RNA polymerase II, p300/CBP-associated factor (PCAF)-associated factor. Gene Ontology annotation, molecular function: RNA polymerase II general transcription initiation factor activity; protein heterodimerization activity; transcription coactivator activity. The coding region runs from base 141 to 2069 and encodes 642 amino acids. Gene Ontology annotation, biological process: RNA polymerase II preinitiation complex assembly; transcription initiation at RNA polymerase II promoter. The record is from RefSeq and is a predicted model, not a curated record. NCBI's taxonomy places the organism in Eukaryota, Metazoa, Chordata, Cladistia, Polypteriformes, Polypteridae. The transcript has 12 exons. Gene Ontology annotation, cellular component: transcription factor TFIID complex; SAGA complex; SLIK (SAGA-like) complex.
UUCUUUUCUAGGGAUGAGUCGGCGGAGUUCCGGAAAUGGCGGUCGGGUCUAAUGUGGGGCUUCUCCGCAGAAAAUCAAUGGAGUCAAGCAGUUAACGAAAAGAACACGGAAGAUCUUACUUGCUUUGUGCCAUUACCAAGAUGGCAGACCGUGAGGAACGCAAGUUUGCUGAGUUACCCAGAGAUUCCAUCAAGGUAAUGGCAGAGGCCAUUGGGGUGGAUCUGAGUGAUGAUAUUGCAGCUGUGCUGGCAGAAGAUGUUUGCUAUCGACUAAGGGAAGCCACCCAGAACAGCUCGCAGUUCAUGAGACAUGCCAAGCGUCGCAAGUUAACAGUGGAGGAUUUCAAUAGAGCCUUACGUUGGAGUAAUGUUGAGGUGGUUUGUGGGUAUGGUUCCCAGGACAAUCUCCCUUUCCGUUCCUUCAAGGAUGGAGAGCUGUUUUUUGUCGAAGAUCGAGAGAUUAAUCUUGUUGAUCUUGCGCUAGCCACAAAUAUUCCCAAAGGCUGCGCUGAGACUAUGGUUCGAGUUCAGAUUUCAUACUUGGAUGGAAAAGGAAAUCUGGAACCUCAAGGCACAGUUCCGGCAGCUGUCCAGUCCCUGACUGAAGACCUCCUCAAGUAUUACCAGCAGGUUACAAGGGCUAUUCUAGGAGAGGACCAGCAUCUUAUGAAGGUUGCAUUACAAGAUCUUCAGACUAAUUCAAAGAUAGCAGCGUUGCUCCCUUAUUUUGUAUAUGUUGUCAGUGGGGUGAAAUCUGUGAGCCAUGACCUGGAGCAGCUAAACCGCCUAUUGCAUAUCGUGAAAAGCUUGAUUCAGAAUCCUUACCUUUACCUGGGGUCCUACAUUAAGAGUCUGGUGUCCAGUGUCAUGUAUUGCAUCCUGGAGCCCCUUGCAGCCUCUAUCAACCCUUUUAAUGAUCACUGGACCCUGCGGGAUUAUGCUGCCAUGCUACUCAGUGACAUACUCUGGGCUCAUGGAGACUUGGUGAGUGGUCUUUACCAUCAGAUAUUGCUGUCACUCCAGAAGGUUCUGGCCGACCCAGUUCGUCCUCUUUGUUCACAUUAUGGAGCUGUAGUGGGACUGCAUGCUCUUGGAUGGAAGGCAGUUGAACGGAUAUUGUAUCCUCACCUCUCUGCCUAUUGGUCCAAUUUGCAAGCUGUUCUUGAUGACUAUUCUGUUUCCAACGCUCAAGUCAAAGCUGAUGGACACAAAGUAUAUGGAGCUAUCCUGGUAGCAGUGGAGAAACUCCUGAAGAUGAAAGCACAGUCCCAUGCUCUGCCAGCCGAGUGCAGUGCUAGUGAAGGCAGAGCUGAAAGGGAGGUCUCACCUGGGCUAAGCCCAUUACAGGAGCCUCUGUCAGAACUUGGUUUUGGGUUUGCCAGUCACAUACUACAGGGGGGGCCAGGAGUGCCCUCUGAGAAGCCAGUGCCUGUCCCUUUGCCAACAAUGUACAAUGAAUUAUAUGACUUCUUUGGGGACAGCCUUGCAGUGCGCUUUAGCACUGGACCUGGCAUCAGACAUCCAGAUGGCAGAGUGACCAUCAGUGAUCGAUUUUUCCAUCCUUCAGAUAUUAAGAAAGAAGGCUGUGGAGCUGGGAGUGGAAAUAGUAAUGUAGAGACAACUCGCAAAAUGCCUCAAUUGACUGCUAGCUUGUCCAUUAGCCCCCGGGAUGAUGGUAGUCCUAAACUAGAUCCGACACCACAAUCCUGCUCUUCUAAUUCCAUCUCUGCGAGGUCUGCUUCAUUCCAUUGCUCUUCCUCUCUUCCAAGAUCUAAGUCCUCAUCUUCUUCAAGACAAGGCCAGCGAUCAGCACCGAGAGAUGUCUUUCAGAAGAGCCGGUUCACACACUCUCAGGCAACAGUCCCCCACCUCUCAUUUCUGAUCUCUGGCAGACAGAUGGGUCGGAGAUGCCAAGGCCGCCGUUUUCAGACCAGUUUCCCUCGGCUUCAUUCUGCCAGCUCUUCCCAGGCUGCCCGUGGCUAUGCGCACAAGCUCCCUGUAAUUGGGCGCAUGGUUAAACCAAUAAAGAGGUGGGUGUGUUCUGAAUACUCCCUGCAUCUGCCAUUGUGAAACUGGAGCUCUGUGGCCUUUUAUCGUUAGGCGCAUCGCAGUAUUCAGCAGCAAAAAAAUGUUGAUUUUUGAAAGGAAGUGCUGGUGAUGAAAAAGCUAUAGCAGGGGCUAUGAGGUAUUUGUCAUAAAUGCCCAGGAAGUGCCAAGGAAGAGCGCUGCAUUUUCUCUUAGACGUGUCGUCUUUGUUGGACAAGCAGAGGCUUAUGAGUAGACUCGGCAUGUAAACGCUUGCAGGCCGCUAUCUGUGAUAUCCUUUGUGCAGGUGCUCCCUGUUGAUUCUGCUACUCCGCUUUGUAGUGUUCCUUUUCACUUACAGCUGCCAUGCUUGUCUACGUGGCGUUAGAAUGCCUAUUUAAAUAAUAAGCAAAGUUGGAGAGUGUAUUUGUAUUAUUUGGGGUUUAAAAACGAGCUGUUGAUUGUAUUAAAAAAAAUGCUUUAGCGUUUAUGGGAGAAAAGACUCAAUAGAGGGCAUUUAAUAUUUAGGGACACGCUUGGAGUGUGUUAGGUCCUUUUGCAGUUUUACGCCUGCUGCACUCUUGUUGACCGACCGACACUUUAAGAAAUUCACACUAUUGUUAAGUCGGAGGCUGUCUUCAUAGAAAAAUAAGCCGCUUAAUCAUAGCUAUGUCCAAAUAUUUUUGUGCCAUUUGAUUAGAUUUUGUGUUCUCGUUGAUGUAUAUUUUGACAUUCUUUCACACUACCUUAAAUAAAAUGACACACUUAAUGUUUUUUAUCCAUUAUUAUUGUUUCGGAAUUUUCUUUUAAACAUCAGGGAGAAAAAGCAGAGCUCUACUUUUUAAAAAUUUCAACAAGGGAGUAUUUAUUACUGUACAGUUUAUGUUAAAUGUGCACCUCAAAUGUCCUUAAAUUGGACAAGGAGUGCAUCAUGAACAGUUUCAAGUGUUUUGUAUAUUGUGAUGUGCCAUAUGUCUUUAUGAAGCUGUGGACUUUUUCAGCAAAAUAACAGACAAUUAAAUUGUGGAGAUCCAAGCAUUAAAAUUGAAUUGAAGCUGCUACAAACAUCUCAAGCACUGCAGAUGGGGUGUUAUUCAGUCGCAAAUGGUAAGAGUUUUGCUACUUUCGUAAAAAGCUUUGAUAAUAAAAAGAUGCAGCCAGGCUCAGGUUUAACUGAAGAGGUACACAUUUUGGCUUCCUAUUCCUAAAACAAAAACCAGUGUAGGAACUUAAGCAUUUACAAUUUUUCAGUUUUAUUUUGAGUGUUUUUUAUUUAUGUAUCUGUUUUUUGGAUGCCAGAUUUUUUGUAAAACAGUUGAGUUUUCUAUCAGAAUAACCUUCCUAUUUUUGUUAAAUAAAAUGUUUUAUACU